AUGGCCUCCGCAAAGACCUUCACCCGCGAGGAGGUCAAGAAGCACAACACCGAGGACGAUGUUUGGUUCAUCAUUGAUUCGGUCGUAUACGAUGUUUCUGACUUCCUAGACGCCCACCCGGGUGGUGAGGCCGUCCUGCGCCAGGCUGCCGGUACGGAUGCGACGACCGACUUCUACAAUCUGCAUCGCCAUGAAGUCCUCACGAAGUACAAGGACCUUGCCAUUGGCACCAUCGUCAAUGAGAAGCCCUCAGUCAUAACCCCAAAGCCCGGCGACCUUUCCCUGGUCCCCUACGCCGAGCCCCUCUGGCUCACGCCUCAGUUCAAGUCGCCCUACUACAAGGAGUCUCACCACCGCCUGCGUCGCGCUAUGCGCGAGUUCACCGACAUAUACACCACUCCAGAGGCCCAAGCCAGGGAGAAGGAUGGCGAAUAUGUUUCUCAGGAGCUUGUUGACCGCAUGAGCAAGGCAGGCAUCCUGCACAUGCGAAUGGGCCCCGGCAAGCACCUUCACGGCCAGAACCUGCUGGACGGUGCGGUCGACGGCAAGGAGUUCGACUACUUCCACGACCUGAUUUGUGUUCAGGAGCAGACCCGUCCCUCAGCCCGCGGUUUCCAGGAUGGCAACCUGGCCGGUAUGGUUAUUGGUUUGACUGCCGUGCUCAACUUCUGCAAGGACGAGCCCUUGAAGAAGAGGAUCACCGACGAGGUCUUUUCGGGCAAGAAGAAGAUUUGCCUGGCCAUCACCGAGGCUUUUGCCGGCUCCGACGUCGCCAAUCUGCGCACCACCGCCAAGAAAACCGCCGAUGGCAAGCACUACAUUGUGAACGGUACCAAGAAGUGGAUCACCAACGGUGUCUUCUGUGACUACUUUGUCGCCGGUGUCCAGACCGACAAGGGUCUGUCGGUGCUAAUCAUCGAGCGCGGUGAGGGCGUCGAGACUCAACAGAUGAAGACCAGCUACUCGCGCACCGCGGGUACAACCUAUGUCACCUUUGACAACGUCAAGGUCCCUGUCGGACACCUCCUCGGCGAGGAGAACAAGGGCAUAUACGUCAUUCUGUCCAACUUCAACCACGAGCGCUGGACCAUGACUUGCGGAACAGUACGCUACUGCAGGACCAUCGUCGAGGAGUGCCUGAAGUGGGCUCACCAGCGUCUCGUCUUUGGCAAGCGCCUGAUCGACCAGCCCGUCAUCAGGCUUAAACUUGCCAAGAUGAUCGCCCUCGUCGAGUCCCACCAGAGCUGGCUCGAGACGAUCACAUACCAGAUGUGCCACAUGCCUUACUCGGAGCAGUCCAAGCACCUUGGUGGCCCGAUUGGCUUGCUUAAGAUGAGCGCCACCCGCAUGGCGCAUGAGAUCGCCGACGAGUCUGUACAGAUUUGGGGCGGAAGGGGUCUUACCCAGACCGGAAUGGGUUACAUCAUCGAGAACUUUAACAGGACCUACAAGUUUGAUGCCAUCCUGGGUGGUGCAGAGGAGGUCCUUGGAGAUCUUGGUGUGCGGCAGGCAAUGAAGAACAUGCCCAAGGCCAUGUUAUAA
This is a messenger RNA of Pyricularia oryzae 70-15, 1542 nucleotides long. Its product is annotated as acyl-CoA dehydrogenase. The record is from RefSeq and is a predicted model, not a curated record. Gene Ontology annotation, molecular function: heme binding; oxidoreductase activity, acting on the CH-CH group of donors; flavin adenine dinucleotide binding. The coding region runs from base 1 to 1542 and encodes 513 amino acids. The transcript is spliced from 4 exons. NCBI's taxonomy places the organism in Eukaryota, Fungi, Ascomycota, Sordariomycetes, Magnaporthales, Pyriculariaceae.